AUAAAAAUGAAGGACAAGUAUAAGAACAUGUCAAUUAAUGACACUGAUGAUGACAAUGGUUAUGUCAUCAUCGAACAAUAUAGAGAUGACUCUGAUGAUGAGUCAAACCCACCACUCAUCAUGGACUCUUAUGCCAAUCUGCCUCCACAUGUUGGCUCACCCCAGGUCAAUGUGCUGAGCAACUCGACCUCAAUUGCUACGCUGGCGGGACUCAACAAGAGCCACAAGGCACGUCCAUUGCACAUGAUAAGUCUGAUCAGUAUCAUGGCAGUCGGAUUCAUUGCCAAUGUAGAGUAUGGAAUUGUGAUGCCAUCGAUCAACGACUAUAUUCAGAGCAAGACACCAUCACAUGGUGGAAACAGUGGCAGCAGCAGCAACGCUGAUGCAAGCAGCGAGCAAUACUUGCCAUUGGUUGGAAUCUGGUCCGAUCGAAGAACUAUCCGCGAGGCUAUCUGUGUAAACCUGCUCAUUGCCAUCACUGGCAACAUCAUCUAUGCCACGGCAGUCAAUCCGAUCAUGAUCGUUCUGGGUCGUGUGGUGACUGGUGUGGGCAGCUCCAACAUGGCUCUGACCAACACGUACAUUGCAGCCGUCACUUCUCGAGAGCAGAGAACCAAGUACAUGGGACAGAUCAAUGCCAUCAAUGCCAUUGGUCUCGUGGCUGGUCCAGCGUUCAACCUGUUGCUAUCGGUGAUCAAGUUCAAAAUUCAAAUCAAGAGCUUCGUCAUUGUUGUCGACCCAUUGAACUGUCCCGGCUACUUCCUUGCCUUCCUUCUGACCUGUUGUCUGAUAUCAUUCGCAUGGUUCAAGGAGCCAAAGAGRAAAUCAACAUUCUGGCAGAACUUUAAGAUGUUACUCAAUCGAUCACUGAUAACAUGCUUCAUCAUCAACUUUGUCCAGAACUUUGUAUUUGGAGCACUAGAGACAAUGAUCACACCAAUCACUCAGGAGCAGUAUCACUUUGGCACAUUGUCCAACUCGAUCAUGUACAGUGUGAUAUCGUCAGAGAUCAUCGUGUUUAUCUUUGUCACAGUGUUUGCCAGCAGCAAGUUUGGCGUGCAGGACAAGUACAUGGUACUGUUUGGCCAGGUAUUCCUUGGUGCCGGUCUCGUCCAAUUGUUUAUCAACUUUGGUGGACCAGCUGAUCGCAAGGUUCAGUUCUGGCGAUUCUGUCUCAGUGUGGCAGUCACCGUCGUUGGAAUACCCACUCAAAACACAUCAAUCUAUUCACUCUACUCCAAGUUGCUAAACAGAAUAUUUGGAGACAAACAACAAGGUUUCCAAACUGGUUUCAUGAUGCUGAUGGGAUCAUUAGGAAGGAUUAUCGGACCACUGUGGGCAUCUUAUGGCCUGGCAAUGAGCAAUCGUAUACCAUUGUGCUCUGUAUUUUUGGUGAUAUGGGCCAUUGAUAUAAGCUUUACCCUGUUCAACUUUAAGUCAUUGACAUUCAAGCACACUGGAAAGCCUACUACUCUGAUCAUAUCACAUUAA
Messenger RNA from Acytostelium subglobosum LB1, 1491 nucleotides. RefSeq lists its product as hypothetical. Gene Ontology annotation, molecular function: transmembrane transporter activity. The annotation marks the transcript as partial. The record is from RefSeq and is a predicted model, not a curated record. The transcript has 4 exons. Lineage: Eukaryota; Evosea; Eumycetozoa; Acytosteliales; Acytosteliaceae. Gene Ontology annotation, biological process: transmembrane transport.